Molecule: messenger RNA, 1743 nt
Organism: Haliotis rufescens (red abalone)
Lineage: Eukaryota; Metazoa; Mollusca; Gastropoda; Lepetellida; Haliotidae
Product: gastrula zinc finger protein XlCGF8.2DB-like
Exons: 2
Coding region: 371-1399 (342 amino acids)
Cellular component (GO): nucleus
Source: RefSeq, a predicted model, not a curated record
UGGUAACGGUACAUCGCUGCAGGAAGCUUUAUACCGUUAUGCCCGCGCAUGGAAAGUAAGGAACUAGAAGUAUGUCUAGAAAUGUUGUCAGUGAAUUUGCUUUAUGAUUAAUCUGUUGUGACUCCAACGGGCACCCGACAAAAUCAUAACAUGCCAGAUUCCUCCUGCUUGGAAUUCUGGAUGAACUUGACAUAGGUGCUACAACAGCUGUAUCAUGCCUUAAUAAUUAUGAAAUUUGGGGUAUUGUGGAGGUAUAAUUUGACAACUCCCUACUUGCUCAAGACUUGAGUAUUACAUUUAGAUGACAUUUUAUAAUUAUAUAUAAUUCUUGGAAUAUAGCGAAGGAAUAUUGUUUGAAGUUUAGGUACCAAUGACGACGGAAUCGUACAACUGUGGCGUUUGCAAGCGUACUUUCAGUCGGAAAUAUAAUUACACUCGUCACUUGACAAUUCACACAAACUGCCAAAUAUUUUCUUGUGAGGCAUGUGGAAAGGAAUUUAAGCACCAAGGGGGUCUUGAGGCACAUGGUAAAAUCCACACAGGGGAGGAUCUCUUCAAAUGUGAUGUGUGUGAUGACAAGUUCAACUACAAAAGUAGCUUACAACAACAUAUGCUUAUUCACAAGGAUGUAAAGGCCUUUGAGUGUGAGUUCUGUAGUAAAUCUUUCCGUAAGAUGGGCACUCUGAGAAGACACAGGACCAUUCACACAGGGGAAAAGAUGUAUUCUUGUAAAAUAUGUGACAAAGGUUUCACCCAGAAGAAUAACUUGACAGUGCAUUUACGUUUACAUUUAGGUUUUUUAUUGCACUCAUGUAAGUUGUGUGGAAAACGGUUCAAGCGGAAGACUGAUCUCAAAGCACACCAUCAAGUUCAUACAGGAGUUCCCAAUUUUUCUUGCAGUAUUUGCAACAAAACCUUCUCACGGAAAUUCACUUUAAAUCAGCAUCAGGCUGCUCAUUCAGUUUCGAAGAUGUUCAGCUGUGAUUUGUGCGGAGAAUUGUUCACAUACCAGAGCACAUUGAUAAGACAUAAAAAAUCAAAAUGUGCGAAGACCUUUUCCUGUCAUUUUUGUAAGAAGAUAUUUACCAGACAGAAUCAUCUCUCAAACCAUCUCAAAGGCCAUACUGAAAAUCUUUACAAAUAUUAUUCCACUCCAGCUGAUGAGUUCUCUGACUCGGACCUGCUUGAAAGCUACUCGUGUUCCCUGUGCCAGAAAAAAGUCAGUCACCUCGACCUCAGCAUGCAUUUCAGGCUCCAUACAGGGGAGCUAGUGCAGUGUGAGGAGUGUGAAGAGGUCUUCUCAGACAACAAAAUGUUUGAGCUGCAUGUACAGACUCAUAAUAUGCAAAGUAUAGUCGAUAUCACCACGAUUAAGUCGGAGCAGUCAUCUGACAGUUAGGGUUAGGCUAACCAGCUUGUCCCUAGACUGCAAGUGGAAAAACUUAUUGUUUUAUUCCUGUCACGUUACACAAUUACGUAGAAAUGAGUUUGAGAAUGAGCUGGAGUUUGUUUAUUCGUUGUGUUGAUUGUAGCACAUCCACUAUUUUUUGUUAAAGUUUCUUACAACAAUAUCAGGGCACAGUUGUAAGUAUGACAUAUAACUGAACUGUGUCCCCCUUUUCUAAUGACUUGUUACAUGAUCAUGAUGAUGUUUGUUUGUUUGUUUGUUGUUUAACGCUGCACUCAGAAAUAUUUCAGCUAUAUGAUGGCUGUCAGUAAAUAAUCAAGUCCAGUGAUAGACAU